GAAAAAAAGUAGGUAGCGGCAAGAUUUUGGGGGAUCCAGGGGGCCGUCGUCAUCAGCCCACCGAUUAUUCUCUUGUUUUUUCUCCCCUGUCCUGCCGAAAAAAGAGGCUGGGCCAGUGAUAGUGGGGACGCGCACAUACAAUUCGCAACCGCCCAGCGGUCCCAACCUCCUAUCAAUCGGUGAAGUACCAAUACGAAGUCCAGUCCCGCUGUCAUAUAUCGAAUAAAUUUCAAUUCAAUCGAAACUCCUUUAACCUUUCUUAGUUUCUACUUCCUUUGUUUGUUUAUACAAUUCUCGCUUCGUCAUACUUCAUCGUCGGAGAUAUUGUCUCUACUUUGCUUACUACUUGGUACAUACCGCAACCCAUCCGCUAGCUUCCGAGUGUACCGCUUCCGCAAAUCUUUAGAUUAAAUGAGCCGCUCCGCCCAUCCCACCGCCAUGAAUAAUUCUCCCACCAGACCUCGUCCACGUCAAGCUCAAGCACCACGUGACUACGACGACGGGCAACCAGCAAUAUAUCACAACAGCGCAAAACCUGCGCCUAGUAGUGCGCGUUUUGACAGCCACGACGAUUUUUAUGACUUUCUAGACAGCAACCGGGGAGGUCCUAUGCCCGCUCUGAAUAGUCUUGCAGGUCCUUCCAACGCAAACGCCAACGUCAGCGCAUCAUUGCAUACGCAGCCACUACAGAUGCCCCAGCAGCAGCAACGCUUCGGACAAAAUAGUGGCCCGUCAAACCAGAGCCCAUCAACCAGUCGGCCUCCGCUCACUAAUUCAUUCCCGCCCCAGGCAAGCGGCGCUCCGGAUAGGUCGCGACCUCCGUCGUACUCUGGAAGCAGCCGUUCCGAGGAGAUGCUCGUGGCAGAUCGCACCCGCGACGACGGUCGCAUCCAGCGCCAAAAUGGGCGUCGCGGACCGCCUGAUGGAAAGCCAGUAUCAGGUCCACGACCUCGUCCACCCACUAGCAGCUCUGCCGGGUCAUCCCCACCCCGUAACUCAACGAGCUACCCAAUCAACCCACAGGUUCAACAUGCGCAGGCCCAGUCCAAGGCAGCCUCGGCAUCGGAUCCCAGCCUAUCCAUCCCAGGCGCAAGCGUAGGCGCAUCAAUCCAGCGCCUUAAGAGUCCCAGCGUGGCGGACUGCGUGCUACAGCCGCUUGACCAGAAAGUGCGUGAGUACAACGAGUUGAUGAACCGCGAGCAAGACGAGAUGGACCGUCUAGAUGCCGAACUCCGUGCACUGCAAGAGCGUCGUGCGGAUGCCGAGACACGCUUCCUCGAAGCCAAGGGCAAGCACGACGAUUACAAACAACAAUACGUCAAUGUCGAGCGUGCUAUGCGUGGGGAAGCAGCACUACCACCUCCCACCCCUAGAGAGCAGCCAGCGCCUCUCGCGCGACAACACACGCGACCUAUGAGUCUGCAGGAUGACGAUGACGACGACGAUGAUGAUGACCUGGCGCUGCCCCCGUCGUCGCACCGACGUAUCAAUUCCCAGCAGUCUUUCGGACGUUCCUCCCAGAAGCUGAGAAGUGG
Annulohypoxylon maeteangense is the source of this 1535-nucleotide messenger RNA. RefSeq lists its product as uncharacterized. The record is from RefSeq and is a predicted model, not a curated record. NCBI's taxonomy places the organism in Eukaryota, Fungi, Ascomycota, Sordariomycetes, Xylariales, Hypoxylaceae. The annotation marks the transcript as partial. The transcript has a single exon.